AUGUCGACCACAUCUACUGAGCAUGGCGACCACAACUCUGCAGCCUUCAAGGCAGAAUACCGUGCCUAUAUGAAACAGGCAUGGUCCGACGACCUUAUCGAAAGACGACAGGCGAAGUUUUUAGACUACUUCUUCGACGAGUGCAACAGCAGAGGUUUGCGUGGAUAUGAAAAAAUGCGGCUUCAUUCCAUUUUCAUGUUGUCCAUAAAAGAGCAUAUGCAAAAAACGCAGCCUGAGUUUGAAAAGCUAGUCAGAGCGAAACGUAUAAACGAAGGCUUCGCAGCUGAUGAAAAGGUCUGGGUGCAGUUCAAAACAGAGUCAUUUCCUAAGGUGCAACCGCAACCUACCAUUCCCUUUGAAUAUAUCAUGAGGCCGCCGCCGCGAAUCAAUUGGGUUCCCGCACGCCUACGCUCGAUUACGGCUCACACCGCUGAAAUCAUCACUCACAAGACCCCUGUGUCACCCUCAAAGGCGAAGCCACAGGCUCGCCCACAGAUUCUUCUGAAUUCACCCAAGGCGAACUCCCAGCCCUCUCGAGGGAAAAAACAGAAUGAAUCGUUGCUGAAGGAUGUGUUGGUAUCUAAUGCCAUAAAAAUCAAGAGGAGAUUGAGUUUCGCGAGCAUGUUGCAGAAGGAAUCUAGGGUAGCGCUAAACUUCAAAAGUUCCUAA
Lentinula edodes (shiitake mushroom) is the source of this 669-nucleotide messenger RNA. RefSeq lists its product as uncharacterized. The record is from RefSeq and is a predicted model, not a curated record. Lineage: Eukaryota; Fungi; Basidiomycota; Agaricomycetes; Agaricales; Omphalotaceae. The transcript has 3 exons. Bases 1 to 669 code for a protein of 222 amino acids.